AUGGCGAGCCGCGAUAACCCUCGGUCUGACAAUUCAUCUCACUCCUCGUGCUCCCCAGUUGGUGCGGCACUGCUCCGCGACUAUGCCCUCCAUAUAGAACCCUCCCAAACCCACACCGAGAUUCGCGACUCCCCUCACGCCAGCACUCUCUCCCUCCAGACUGAGCCGAUUGAAGAAGAAGGCUUGUCGCUGCCUCUGACGCUACGGCCUCUCCAAAAGGCCAUUUCUCGGCCUCGGUCGCAGAAAGCGCUCUCGACGGAUUCCAUCCCGCGACAGACCAUUUUGAAAGCCCUGGCCUCGCGAUCCUCGAUCGUCGCCAAUAAUCCCAACACCAUGUCGGCGAGUUCGUGGUCGAAUUUGCUCAAUAAGUCCACCCAGGCUUCCCCGCCUUCUGACGACCGGCAGCGCCGGGGCAGCAAUGCCUCCCAAAACCUCUCUACAGCACUUUCCAACCUACAAUUAAGCGGAUACCUCGAUAGAUCACCGGCAACUGCACGACUAGUAUUGCAGUCGCCAUGUUAUUUCCACCAGCGUUUCGACGACGCUGUCAAUAUAAAGAAGGUGCUAGAGGAAAUCGCCGAUGAUGAGUGGCUGUCCCACUCACGGCUAGUUCAGACAGCAACUGGAGUACGCGAGGUUUCCAAGCAGCUCCAACGCCGGCCGAUCAAACGCGCCGUGCGAAAUGUCAUGAUUGUCACCAAGGCUCGGGAUAACAGCCUAGUGCAUUUGACUCGGGAAGUUGCCGAGUGGCUGCUUUCAACACCAAGAUAUGGGAACAAACAAGGAGUCAAUGUCUAUGUUGAUGCGAAAUUGCGGAAUUCCAAGCGCUUCGACGCACCGGGGCUCUUGCAAAAAGACCCGAUGUUUGCGCAGAUGCUGCAUUUCUGGACACCAGAUCUUUGCUGGACAUCGCCGGAUAAAUUUGACUUGGUCUUGACUCUAGGUGGUGAUGGCACUGUCCUCUUCACUUCAUGGCUCUUCCAGCGGGUUGUACCGCCUGUGCUCUGCUUCUCAUUGGGCAGUCUCGGCUUCCUCACAAACUUCGAAUUCUCCAAUUACAAAUCACAACUGAAUGGUGUCAUGGGUGAUGUGGGCAUGCGCGUCAACCUACGUAUGCGAUUCACAUGCACCGUCUUCCGGAAGGACCGGAGUAAAGGCGCAGAGGCAGGUGCGGUCGAGGAAGGCGAGCAGUUUGAAGUUUUGAACGAGCUCGUCAUCGACCGCGGCCCAUCCCCCUACGUCUCGAAUCUAGAGCUAUAUGCCGACGACGAGCUUCUGACCGUCGUCCAAGCAGACGGCUGUAUCUUCUCCACCCCGACCGGCUCAACAGCAUACUCCCUCUCAGCCGGCGGCUCUCUCAUGCACCCUUCUAUCCCCGGCAUUCUCCUGACACCAAUCUGUCCCCACACCCUCUCCUUCCGCCCAAUGGUGCUCUCAGACUCCCACCUUCUCCGCAUCGCAGUCCCAAACACCUCCCGGUCCACCGCCUACUGCUCCUUCGACGGCAAGGGUCGCAUCGAACUCCGCCAAGGUGACUGUGUCACCGUCGAAGCAAGCCAGUACCCCUUCCCAACUGUCGUAUCCAACAACAACGAAUGGUUCACAAGCGUCCAACGCGCUCUGCGCUGGAACACCCGUGGCGCAAUCCAAAAAGGCUGGGAUGGCGACGGCGCCGACCACAACGGUGACCCCAACGAAGACGAACAAUGGGAUAUCGACACAGACGCCGGCAUCAACGGUACAGAUAGCGGUAUCGGUCCCAGCGAAGAUGGAGAUGCAAUGUCGCCCAACCCCAUGCGUCGACAAAUGAGCUUGCUCAGUAUGUGA
Messenger RNA from Penicillium arizonense, 1827 nucleotides. RefSeq names its product putative NAD+ kinase Utr1. The record is from RefSeq and is a predicted model, not a curated record. Bases 1 to 1827 code for a protein of 608 amino acids. The transcript has a single exon. NCBI's taxonomy places the organism in Eukaryota, Fungi, Ascomycota, Eurotiomycetes, Eurotiales, Aspergillaceae. Gene Ontology annotation, molecular function: NAD+ kinase activity. Gene Ontology annotation, biological process: NADP+ biosynthetic process; NAD+ metabolic process.